AUGAGGAAGUACUGGACCCGGGGAGAGGUUUGCUAUAAAAGUUUUAGUCCCUCGGAGAGAUGUACAUCGUCCUCUCUGGAUGAGGCUUACUCAGGUGGUGAGCAGGGCAGACGGCCGCUGCCCCGCUAUCCUGCCCAAUGGCAUCCAGCCAGACUCCCUCAGCUGAGCACACCGGCUCCUGUUCCCCCCUCUCUGGGCCGGCCUACACCCUGCGUCCCCCAUCGCAACAGAGAUCUUCAAGCUCCAACGUACCGCCAAAAUGCAGCUCAAGACACAAGCAAAAACAAAAUGGUGGCAGCCAUGGAACCGCCCACUUGCCUAGCACCUUCAGCCCCUGGAGGGAUACAAUCCCCGCAAAUCCGAGGCAGGCCCUACAUACCUGCUAGUGGCAGCCUAAACGCUGGGAACACAGCAACACACCACAUCAACAUCAACCUGACAAAGGUUACCGUGGUCCCUGGGAGCACACUCGGCAAAGAGGUGGGAGAAGAUGCCAGCCGACACAGAAGCAACUAA
This is a messenger RNA of Pelobates cultripes (western spadefoot toad), 516 nucleotides long. NCBI's taxonomy places the organism in Eukaryota, Metazoa, Chordata, Amphibia, Anura, Pelobatidae. The record is from the annotation of a GenBank genome assembly.